Coregonus sp. 'balchen' is the source of this 5541-nucleotide messenger RNA. The record is from the annotation of a GenBank genome assembly. NCBI's taxonomy places the organism in Eukaryota, Metazoa, Chordata, Actinopteri, Salmoniformes, Salmonidae.
GCUUGAUUCGGACAGCGACUCACGACAUUGGUUCCACUUAUCAUAAAUGCCCGUAACUUAUAUAUAUAUUGUUGUAGCUAAUAGUAAUUAUGUCGAGAAUAUCAAGUAGACUCAUAUUGACAUGUAUUGUAUGGUUUACGCUUUAUGUUUCUGAAAUAAAGAAAGCGUCGUCAGUAACAGCUCAAGGUAAGAGAAGGAGACGCCAGCAGUUAGCUAGCGUUAGCUGGUUGUUUUUUUAUGUAGCUAGUUAGCGAGCAAGUUAUCACUGUUAAGUUUAAACUAUAAAGCCAGCAAAUUUGCAAGCUAGCUAUCUCACUACUUGCUCUUGUGCAAUGGAGUCUCAAAUGGUACCUGGUACCAUAGCUCUAGCUAUUUUUUUGUUGUUGCAUAUUUAGGUACACGUUUACCCCAGUAUCUUGUGCAGGUCAAAAAAGUUCUACCAUUUAGCGCUAACGUUAGUAGUUGGUUGUGUCAGAGAGGAAGAUGCGAAACAUACUCCAAAAUCUCUGGUCGUAUUUGACAAGCAAGCACAUUCAGGAUAGAUCAGUGGUGUAUGCUGGCUCUUAUUCGUUCUACCUCGUCUACAGUGAUGGUGUAUUCAUCUGCCAAUAGCCUAAUUAUUGGAACCAGCUGAACACAUCUAGUAAGUUGAUUCCAUAAUGUGGUUUCUACAGUUCACUUCUGAAAGGAUGUAAUAAUAUUUAAUCUGUUUUAUUUACAGAGAAUGAUGAACUACCAGAAUUCAAGUUCUCUGAGGAUGUGGGCUCUGACAUGGAAAAUAUUCCCAAAUUUGUGAGAAUGGAGGACCUUGAGUCUCAGCCAAAGAGGCAGUACAAGACUGCAGAGAUCGCAGACGCAGUAAUGGGAACCGAACUACCUGUCAACCCAGCAGGUAUCGAGUCACUGAUCCCCAAGAAUGUGAAAGACUUUCAGACAGGGUUCUCGCCACCCUGCGAUGAUGAGGCAAAAUGUCCCUCACCUUUGAACAAAGAAGAGUCCAUGAAUUCAGAACCCAUGGAACCAGUCACAUUGGAAAUGGUCCACGUAGACGCCAUGGCAAAUGAAGAACAGAACUCCACAGAAACUACAAAGACUUACAAAGUCAACUGCGAUAAAAGGAACAUCACAGGGAUGGACAACUUCACAGUACAGGUCCUAAAUGCCUCACAGGUAAUCAGAUGUCUGGGUUUGUUUAACUGUAUGCAUCAUGACAUGAACUAGUGUGCCCGAAAAACUAGGUCCCACUGCCUUGAUACUACCUAGACUCAGCCGUGGGGUGUCUAAAACUCAGCCGUGGGGUGUCUAAAACUCAGCCGUGGGGUGACUGAAAGACCAGCCGUGGGGUGUCUGAAAGACCAGCCGUGGGGUGUCUGAAAGACAGCCGUGGGGUGUCUGAAACUCAGCCGUGGGGUGACUGAAAGACCAGCCGUGGGGUGUCUGAAAGACCAGCCGUGGGGUGUCUGAAAGACAGCCGUGGGGUGUCUGAAAGACCAGCCGUGGGGUGUCUAAAAGACCAGCCGUGGGGUGUCUGAAAGACCAGCCGUGGGGUGUCUGAAACUCAGCCGUGGGGUGUCUGAAAGACCAGCCGUGGGGUGUCUAAAAGAUCAGCCGUGGGGUGUCUGAAAGACCAGCCGUGGGGUGUCUGAAAGACCAGCCGUGGGGUGUCUGAAAGACCAGCCGUGGGGUGUCUAAAACUCAGCCGUGGGGUGUCUGAAAGACCAGCCGUGGGGUGUCUGAAAGACCAGCCGUGGGGUGUCUGAAAGACCAGCCGUGGGGUGUCUGAAAGACCAGCCGUGGGGUGUCUAAAAGACCAGCCGUGGGGUGUCUGAAAGACCAGCUGUGGGGUGUCUGAAACUCAGCCGUGGGGUGUCUGAAAGACCAGCCGUGGGGUGUCUAAAAGAUCAGCCGUGGGGUGUCUGAAAGACCAGCCGUGGGGUGUCUGAAAGACCAGCCGUGGGGUGUCUAAAAGACCAGCCGUGGGGUGUCUGAAAGACCAGCCGUGGGGUGUCUGAAACUCAGCCGUGGGGUGUCUGAAAGACCAGCCGUGGGGUGUCUAAAAGAUCAGCCGUGGGGUGUCUAAAACUCAGCCGUGGGGUGUCUGAAAGACCAGCCGUGGGGUGUCUAAAAGACCAGCCGUGGGGUGUCUGAAAGACAGCCGUGGGGUGUCUGAAAGACAGUCGUGGGGUGUCUGAAAGACAGUCGUGGGGUGUCUGAAAGACAGUCGUGGGGUGUCUAAAACUCAGCCGUGGGGUGUCUGAAAGACCAGCCGUGGGGUGUCUGAAAGACAGUCGUGGGGUGUCUGAAAGACCAGCCGUGGGGUGUCUGAAAGACCAGCCGUGGGGUGUCUGAAAGACCAGCCGUGGGGUGUCUGAAAGACAGCCGUGGGGUGUCUGAAAGACAGUCGUGGGGUGUCUGAAAGACCAGUCGUGGGGUGUCUGAAAGACCAGUCGUGGGGUGUCUGAAAGACCAGUCGUGGGGUGUCUGAAAGACCAGUCGUGGGGUGUCUGAAAGACAGUCGUGGGGUGUCUGAAAGACCAGCCGUGGGGUGUCUAAAAGACCAGCCGUGGGGUGUCUGAAACUCAGCCGUGGGGUGUCUGAAAGACCAGCCGUGGGGUGUCUAAAAGAUCAGCCGUGGGGUGUCUAAAACUCAGCCGUGGGGUGUCUGAAAGACCAGCCGUGGGGUGUCUAAAAGACCAGCCGUGGGGUGUCUGAAAGACAGCCGUGGGGUGUCUGAAAGACAGUCGUGGGGUGUCUGAAAGACAGUCGUGGGGUGUCUAAAACUCAGCCGUGGGGUGUCUGAAAGACCAGCCGUGGGGUGUCUGAAAGACAGUCGUGGGGUGUCUGAAAGACCAGCCGUGGGGUGUCUGAAAGACCAGCCGUGGGGUGUCUGAAAGACCAGCCGUGGGGUGUCUGAAAGACCAGCCGUGGGGUGUCUGAAAGACAGCCGUGGGGUGUCUGAAAGACAGUCGUGGGGUGUCUGAAAGACCAGUCGUGGGGUGUCUGAAAGACCAGUCGUGGGGUGUCUGAAAGACCAGUCGUGGGGUGUCUGAAAGACCAGCCGUGGGGUGUCUGAAAGACCAGCCGUGGGGUGUCUGAUAGACCAGUUGUGGGGUGUCUGAAAGACCAGUCGUGGGGUGUCUGAAAGACCAGUCGUGGGGUGACUGAAAGACCAGUCCUGGGGUGCAACAGUUUCUGUAGGUUUUUGAUCCAGCUCAGCUUGAUUUAACUAAUCAUGGUGUGGUCCAGACUGGAACAAAGGCCUGGCACACACUACAGCCAUUCAGGAUAGAGACUAGAGACACCCCUGCCAUAGACCUCAAAGAUAACUAUGUCCAAUGGGAUUUUAUUUCUCCAUACAGGACUUGAUGGAGUUCCUGAAUGUAAACGGCACAGAGUGCUCUCUGGUGUUAUUCUUCACUACCUGGUGCCAGUUCUCUGCCAAUCUGGCACCUCACUUCAACGCACUGCCCCGGGUCUUCCCCAGCAUGCACUUCCUGGCACUGGACGCCUCCCAGCAUAGCAGGUAAACUACCAAAAUACUUUACACCAGUGCAGGGCUCUCCAACCCUGUUUCCGGAGACCUAGUCCUGUAGGUUUUUCACUCCAACCUUAAUCUAGCCCACCUGAUUCUAAUAAUUAGCUGGCUGAUAAACUGAAGCAAGUUAGUUACAACUGGGGUUGGAGCAAAAACCUACAGGAGGGUAUAUCUGCAGGAACAGGUUUGAAGAGCCCUGUCUUUAGUUUUCUGUCUGUGUUGAGUGUAACAAUAACUUAUGUUAUUUUAUUUUUUUCUUAUUUUUUCUUCUGCAACGCGUUUCUCUCCAGUCUCUCCACAAGGUUCGGAACAGUAGCAGUUCCCAACAUCCUCCUGUUUCAAGGUGUGAAACCGAUGGCCAGAUUCAACCAGACAGACAGAACCCUGGAGACUCUGGUGUCUUUCAUAGCUAAUCAGACGGGUACGUAAACAAAGGCGACGAGGCAUCGGUCCCUGAUCAUUCAGAAGUGGAUGUGUAGUAGCCACUGUCUAGUGGCACAGUGCAUCGCUGUGCCACUAGAGAUCCUGGUUCGAAUCCAGGCUCUGUCGUAGCCGGCCGCGACCGGGAGACCCAUGGGGCGGCGCACAAUUGGCCCAGCGUUGUCCAGGAUAGGGGAGGGAAUGGCCGGCAGGGAUGUAGCUCAGUUGGUUGAGCAUGGCGUUUGCAACGCCAGGGUUGUGGGUUCAAUUCCCACGGGGGGGGCCAGUAAAAAAUUAAUAAAAAAUCUAUAUAUAUAAAAAAAAGAAUAAUGUAUGCACUCACUAACUGUAAGUCGCUCUGGAUAAGAACGUCUGCUAAAUGACUAAAAAUGUAAAUGUAGUAUUUCAUAAUGAGAAAGAGUUCAGGAUGAUGAUGUAAUCCUUAAAGCCCCCAUGCAGUCUUUGUAAUUUAAUGUUUGUAAUCAUUGCUAAUGAAUCUAUUGUUUUAUUUAAAAAACGGAAAUAACUCCCAAAAUAUAUUUCGUAUCAUUUAUUUUCAUGACCCAACUUUUGGCCCUUGAAAUGCUAAGUCUGAUUGUGUGGGCGUUAGGAAACAUAUUUGAAGAUAUCUACAGCCCUGAUAGGAUGGUAUAGAAAAGUGGCACAGGUCCUAAUCCAGGCACUUGUCAUCUCCCGUCUGGAUUACUGCAACUCUCUGUUGGCUGGGCUCCCUGCCUGUGCCGUUCAAACCCCUACAACUAAAAUAAAAUAAAACAGUUAGUUGUUGUCCCACUGGCUAUCCUAAGUUGAAUGCACCAAUUUGUAAGUCGCUCUGGAUAAGAGCAUCUGCUAAAUUACUUAAAUGUAAAUGUAUAGAGCACGCCCCCUUACCCAGAUGAACAGUCAUUGGUCUAUUAUAAUCAAUCACAUUGUGACAUCAUGAUGUGGGUCAAAAGUUCCAUCCCACAAGAACAGGUUGAAAUUCCAGGCAUUUUUUUUCAAACAGCUCUUACACAAAAAGGAAAUUAUCAUAAUUUUAGAGUGCUAUUUCGACCUCAUAGUGUGGAAAUAUCAUUUAAAAAACAGGAAAAUCUAGUUUUUUUUACUGCACUUUAAUGUAUUUCCCCCUGCCUGACAGAAAGUACACUUGGGGACUCAUCUGCUUGUUCUCAUAAAUGUACUUCCAAUAUUUGAAAGACGGGGUCGUUGCAAUUCAUUAAAACUGUUGUUCAAUCUGUCUCUUGAGGUUUCGAAGUGAGCCCAGAUCAGAAUGUAACAGAGGAGGACCUCUCUGGACCUCUUCCCAAUGUCCCAGUGAAGAGUAUUGAUUGGCUGCUGGUGUUCUCCAUCUUGUUCAUCGCCGGCUUUACCACCUACGCCAUCCUACGGACUGACAGCAUCCGCUGGCUCAUCCCAGGCCAAGAGCAUGAGCACCAGGACUAAUACACAACCCGCAGACUGUAUGCCCUGUGAAUAAAAGUUGCUCUCAAUGCGAGAGCUGUUGGGCACAAGUGUGGUAAAUCUGGACCUGUAUUCAGACAGUGUCUCAGAUAAGGAGCGCUGAUCUAGGAUCCGUUUUUUUUUGU